Messenger RNA from Bombina bombina (fire-bellied toad), 942 nucleotides. RefSeq names its product olfactory receptor 6C3-like. The transcript has a single exon. The record is from RefSeq and is a predicted model, not a curated record. Gene Ontology annotation, cellular component: membrane. NCBI's taxonomy places the organism in Eukaryota, Metazoa, Chordata, Amphibia, Anura, Bombinatoridae. The coding region runs from base 1 to 942 and encodes 313 amino acids. Gene Ontology annotation, molecular function: G protein-coupled receptor activity; olfactory receptor activity. Gene Ontology annotation, biological process: G protein-coupled receptor signaling pathway.
AUGAAUUCUGUAAACCAAACCAUGGUAAAUUAUUUCAUUAUUAAGGGGAUUUCAAAUGUCCCAGAAUUCCAAGCUCCGAUCUUUCUUUUAGUUCUGCUAAUUUAUCUGACCACUCUUGGAGGUAACACAACUAUUCUUCUUCUCGUUUUCAUGGACACUCAACUGCACACUCCAAUGUACUUUUUCUUAGUGAACUUAUCCCUUAUUGACAUAUUCUCCACCACAGUUACCCUACAUAAGGUUCUCACAAGCUUCAUCACCCAAAAUAAGACAAUAUCAUUUAUGGGCUGCCUGACACAGCUUUACUUUUUUGCUUCCCUAACAGGUAAUGAGCUUUUAAUACUAACGGCCAUGAGUUAUGAUCGCUACGUGGCUAUAUGUAAACCUUUGCAUUACCACCUGCUCAUGAACCGUAGGGUAUGUGGUCUUCUGGCCACUUUCUGUUGGACCUGGGGCUUUAUAGAAGUUAUACCUCAUGUUGUUAUCAUAUCAGAUUUCACCUGUUAUUUAUCCAAUGAGAUUGACCAUUUUGUUUGUGAUUUUGUACCUCUUCAAAAACUUAUUUGCAAUGAUACUUUCAUUUUUGAUAUUGCAGUAUUUCUUGUUGCGAUAUUUCUUGCUGUUUUCCCAUCUCUUCUUACCUUCAUCCCGUACAUUUUUAUUAUUGCCUGUAUCUUGAGGAUUCCUUCUAAAUCUGGAAGACGGAAAGCCUUCUACACGUGCUCCUCACACCUUACAGUUGUCAUUAUUCUGUAUUGCACACUUAUCUUUCAGUACUUGAGGCCAGUCUCAGAAGGCAGUUUGGAGUUCAACAAACUGUUUUCCCUUUUUAACACAGCUACAGUCCCAAUGCUUAACCCAAUGAUUUAUAGUUUAAAAAAUUCAGAUGUAAAGUCUGCUCUAAGGCGCAGAUUAAAGAGUUGUAAAGUUACUGCUUUCUAA